UGUCCGCGUAAUGAGACUAUUGUCUUGGGAGGUGAUUAAAAAGCUGUGAAUACAGUGUAAAGGCGACUGAUAGCGGAUGCCCGAAGACCGCGGUUUUCGGAAGUGACGCGUCAGACCGGCUGUGAGAGACGUUUGUUUGUGGAUAGGGGGGGAAAAAAAAGCAAGCGCGAUUCGCAAGGCAUCCAGACGCUUCAAAUUAACCCACAGGUUACUCCAGACUGAGAGGUAGGCUCUUUUCCGUCUGCAUAUAUCUUUAGGUUCGAGGAUGUGCGUACAGAUAGGACACAAUAACAAAGGAGUCUAAAGACUGAAGUCCACUUGAACCGUUGGAGAAGUGGAUUAUGGCGAAGAAGAACAGUCACAAGGAUACGUCAGGGGUGGAGUUUGACACGCACUCCAAAAUGGUCAUGUCCCAAGGAGGAACAUUUGAAAGGAUGAAAGAAAAGAUCAACGCAGUGAGAGCGGUGGUUCCUAACAAGAGCAAUAACGAGAUCGCCCUGGUCCUGCAGCACUUUGAGAACAGCGUAGAUCGGGCCGUGCAGGCUUUUGUCGAAGGCAGUGCAGUAGAGAUCCUGAAGGAAUGGAAUGUCACCGGUAAAAAGAAGCCUAAGAAGAAAAAGAAGCCCAAACCCCAGCCGGAAGCCCCGGUAGAUCCCGCCCCAUCUGAAUCUGUCUCGUCCCCUGAGGUGGCAUGUGCAGGGGCUGUUAAUGGUUUCCAUGCCAACGGUUCAGCUGGUGCUGAUGGUGAGUCUCUGGACUCGCUGAGCGAACAGCUGGACUCAGCCUCGUUGGAUGCAGCCGAGCUGGAGUUGGAACCUGCUAUGCCUGAGAUCUCUGUCACAAGUGGAGAAGCAGAAUCUCAGAAAAGCUUAGCCCCAGCCUCAUCCCAGCAACGCACUACUAAUGGAGCUCGACAGAAUCAACACAAUCGAGGCAACAAAUCCCGCCAGAGACCUUCUACCAGUUCUCACAAUGCUCCUCUUUUUCCACCUGAUGAUGGCCAACACGGUUCCUCAGCCAAAAAGAUUGCAUCGAACAUCGACCGCUCAGUGAAGGAUCUCCAGCGGUGUACAGCAUCUCUGACACGAUAUAGAGUGGUAGUAAAGGAGGAGAUGGAUUCCUCCAUCAAGAAGAUGAAGCAGACCUUUGCUGAGCUACAGAGCUGUCUUAUGGAUCGAGAGGUGGCUCUGAUGGCUGAGAUGGAUAAAGUCAAAGCAGAAGCCAUGUCCAUCCUGGAUAAGCGUCAGAAGCGAGCGGAGGUGUUGAAGAGACUCACUGACAAGUCUGCCUCCAUGUCUGAAGAGCAGCUGUCAGAACUCCGUGCAGAUAUCAAGCAUUUUGUGAGCGAGAGGAAGUACGACGAGGAUCUUGGAAAAGCUGUUAAGUUCACGUACGAACUUGAACCGCUUAAAGCUAGCGUCAUGACCUUUGGAUCAGUGUAUCAUCCGCAGACUGGCUACUCCAAUCGCUCUCGCUGUAAUUCCACUUCUUCUUCCGUCACUGGCUCUGCCUCUGUAGAAGUCUCUGCUCCACCUCAAGCUCAGACCCAGGCCUCUGGUUACACAAGUCGCCCCAACGUCCCCCACAAACAGGUGUUCCAGGGUAACAGACGUAUAUUUCAGAGUUUUCCGGGUCAGCGCCAUAACGGUAGCUCCUACUACGACCGCAAUUCCAACCGAAACACCUACCGCUAUUCCGGAGAUCAGCGACACCAGAGCGAUCGUAGCCAAGGCGACCCUUCCAACUCGCAGUUUUCAAACAGCACAAAAGGCCCCGUCCACCCCACUGUGUUGUCCUACCAGCAAGACCGUCCUGCCCAAAAUGGGCUGCCACAGAGGCAACCUCGGACACCCCCAAAAAACCCCUGACGCACACCCUAAAUGCCCUGGGCCCUUGUUCCAGUUCACCAUCCGUUCCCAUUUCCCUCCCUUACUGUGCAUCCUUCGUUCAUUGUCUAUCCACAUCCAUCACCUUCCUUAAAGCCCCACAUCCUUGUUAGCUCAGAUUUUCCAUACACAUGAAGAAGAAAAUUCAAAGUUUACAUUUUUCUCUUUUUUUGCCACCUCUUACUCCCCCUUGCCCUCCCCCUAUGUCCAAUUGAUUUGUUCACUUGUCCCUUCAUCUCUUACCCCUUCGUUCAAUCAUAUUCCAUAUUAAACCUAAUAUGAAUGUUCCUCAGAUUAUACAAAGAUUUUUUUUAAUGGCAGUUUCUGUUGUUCUUUCUUUAAGACUUUUGUUAAUUUUUGUUUUUCCUCAUUUGGGAGAGACCUAUGAUACUUUAUUUCAGUAAAGGUGCUAAGAGCUUUUACUGAUGAAUCUUGUUUAGUUCUAAUUUGUAAACAUGUAGUGCACUAUUCAUAUUUCUUUCUUUUAGCUUUAGUUUGUAUUACAUUUUGCAAUUGUUUUCUUUCUAUCACUUUUUAUAUAGUGCGCUAAUCAUUUUUCAAGCUUUCGAGCUUUAAUAUAUCGUCUGUUCUUAAAAUAGAACAUCUCUUCUAUCCGUUUCUUUUUUUUUUUCGUUUUGUUUUAAUGCUUUUUUCCUUGAUCAAAGUUGAAAAGUAUGGUGUUUAGCUGAUGGGCUAAUAGAUUUUUACAUUGAUUCUGAAGUCAGAUGUUAAUUGCAGUGUUGAAGGGUAGAUAUGGUUUUAAAAAAAAAAAAAAAAAAAAAAAAAAGAAGAAGAAGAAAUUGAAACACGACCCUUAGUCUCUGUAGAAAUUAUGAAGAAGUGCUGAUGACUGAUGUAUUGACUGUCCAUGGGGCUAAAUGUUCUGAUCACAGUCUGCCAUAUUUAAGGUCUUGCAACCUAAUGGCCAUGCCUUUUUAUUUAUUGAUUUUUGGCUUUUGAUUCACAGCCAUUUUCACCAUUUCACUUCUAUUUAAAGGCCACAGUGGGUGCAGAGGUUAAACCUGUCUGUCCUUUCCAUUCUUCCACAGUUUGCCUGCAUUUAAUAUACCUGCCUUUGAUCACAGAACAACCUCACUUUAGUCUUUAUAUGAAGUGACUGUGUGUGCAUACAUAUGUACUACUAAUUCUUUCACAAAUACAUAUGCUGUAUUACUAUCGGUCUACACUUGUACCAAGUAAAGGAAUACUCAGCUGUUUGUUUCUCAGACUUUUGAAGUUUGUUGAAUGCAUGUCAUUUGACCCCUCUGAAGGUGCUAAAACUAAAAUGUAGGACAUCGACUUUUUCUUGCUUGCAUACGAUGACUGAUAUACCUCAGAUGUCAGCCGUUAUAACUCUGAUAAUCUGUACAGAAAACCUGGGCUGUGCUUUUCUUAAUUUUAGAUUUGAGAAGUGCAUUAAAAAAACUAUACGUACGAAGUGGCCGUGCUGCUAUCCCUUAAUCGAAGUCUGGUUUAAAAUAAAUCCCCUCAAUGCCCUGAUUGCAAGUCUCAUUCCACUGCCUUAACAGCUCAACCUGCAGCUUACGUGGCCGUUCUCUUUCUGAGUUGAAUUUCUAGAAUUAGCUUGUUCUUCUCUCCGUUUCAGUAAAAAACAAAACAAAAAAAACUCUGUAAGAGACCAGGAAUGAAAACCACAAAGGAACAGCUAAUUGAAACAGUCACUGCAUGCUUAGUAGUACUGUGGCUACAGUGAAGUGUUUGCAUCCAGUUGUGCAUUCUUGUCACAAUGACCACUUAUUUCCUUCUGAAGUCUGCUGACCCUCCACCAAAUCGGAGUGGAAAAAUAAAUCGGCGACAUUACCUUGUUGUCGUCUCUCUCUCUCUCUCUCUCUCUCUCUCUCUCUCUCUCUCUCUCUCUCUCUCUCUCUCUCUCUC
Messenger RNA from Tachysurus fulvidraco (yellow catfish), 3782 nucleotides. It is a transcript of the gene spats2, whose product is annotated as spermatogenesis associated serine rich 2. Gene Ontology annotation, molecular function: protein binding. NCBI's taxonomy places the organism in Eukaryota, Metazoa, Chordata, Actinopteri, Siluriformes, Bagridae. The record is from RefSeq and is a predicted model, not a curated record. Gene Ontology annotation, cellular component: cytoplasm. The transcript has 13 exons. The coding region runs from base 342 to 1868 and encodes 508 amino acids.